AUGUCGGAAACGAGGGUUGAACCAGUUGCCCCGGCGAGGACUGCCGCGGCUCCUCCUACGCAGCCUACAGCACCACCGAAUGCCCAGUCUGGUCCAAUGCUUUACCAGCCUUACCCGUACGCGCAACCACCAUUUUCUCAGCAGCCUCGAAUCAUACCAUUCAACAAGACACAUUACUGGGCCAAGAUUGGCUUGACGGCUGCUUCAUUGGUCUUUUGCGUCAUUCUGUUGGGCUUAUCCGUGGCCAUAUCCAUUGGCCCAGGUUACGAUUCUUGGAACAUCACCAUCUAUUGGAUUGGUCCACUCAUUGGCAUUGCGGGCUGUUGGGACAUUGCCGAGCUGAUCACCUUGUUUGGUUGCGGCAAGCGGCAUGGUGGGCAAUUCCGCCGUGGUAUUCAUCCCGGAGCACACGUAGGCGUCAAUCUCAUCCUGUGGCUGUUGGGAAUCAUCUGCAUUUUUCUCUCCGUCUUGUCAUACGUCACAGCAAGAUCGCAGCUGGCGAGUUGUCAAGAAGCAAAGGACUCGGACUCUUCGACCAGUUACUACGGUUACUACUACUAUUACUGCGACGACGACGAAUACUCGAUGCUGUCUUCUGGCCUCUACAUUCCCGCCCUCCGGGCAAUUGAGGCUUUCGUUGCCCUAUUGACUCUUGACCAUUUCAUCUUCUUCGUCCUGGCCUGCAUCGAGACUAACCAAAGAAACAAGUCUCGGGCUGCUGUCAUGAUGAUGCCCCCACAAAUGUAUUACAACCCAGGCAUGGCUCCGUAUGGCUACCCAAUGAUGCCUCCUCAGGCGUACAUGGGACAGACGCAGCAAAUUGGCCAGAUGGAGAAGUCGCCGGCCGCAGCAACACAUCCUCAAACGGCCAACCCCGGCCCCGGAGGGUAUUACGCUCCUGCAGCACCGGUGGCCGCGCAACGAACACCCGAGACGCCGUUACCGGCAGCAGCACCGGCAGCAGCACCGGCAGCAGGAAGCAGUGCAUGA
Molecule: messenger RNA, 990 nt
Organism: Pestalotiopsis fici W106-1
Lineage: Eukaryota; Fungi; Ascomycota; Sordariomycetes; Amphisphaeriales; Sporocadaceae
Exons: 2
Coding region: 1-990 (329 amino acids)
Source: RefSeq, a predicted model, not a curated record